UUUUGUAAAUUUUGAACUGCACAUGUUGGGAUAUAUAAAAUCCGGAUGAGAAUUCGGACGAAAAAUGUCAUACAACUCUCUACCACCGUCAAGACUAAUUAAUGUUGGACAGAAUGGAGUUGGUAGAUAUGUUUGUCAGCUUAUGAGAAUAACCUUCAGAUUCUGUAAGCACAGGUCUGACAGUAGAGGCAUGAGAGAUUUUGUAGAGAAUUAUCUUGUGGACUUUGCCAGGAAAUAUCCGAACAUAGUGGUGUAUGUAAAACCAACCCGCCAUCGAGGUGCUAACAUUAGGGCAGAUUACUUAAAUGGGAAUUCUCAUAAGACUGAUAUGAGGGGGAUGAACAUGGAUGAAAUCUGUAAGUGGGUGGAGCUAGCCAGAACUCGCUCAGGGGUGGAUAUAGUCAAGAAAACCAAACCGUUCCAGACUCACAACCCCAGCAUUCAGGGGGUGUGGCAUCCAUUUCUAUUCAAAGAUCCAGCUGUGAAUUUAAUGACAUUUCCAGAUCCAAACUAUGGCAGAGUUACUGUGAAACAAAUGACUGCUACAGAAAGGGUUCUACAAUUAGCAGAGAGGAUGAAACAGUUAGAGGUUCAGAAUGGACCAGAAAGUAGUGAAAGUGAUCAUGUUGAAACUGGUGAAAGUAAAGUCUGAUCUAUUUUAUACUUGACAUACUCUUGAAAUAAAAUGUGAUAUUAACAAAUAAAAUUUUUUGUGAUGGAAUAA
Molecule: messenger RNA, 724 nt
Organism: Saccostrea cuccullata (small rock oyster)
Lineage: Eukaryota; Metazoa; Mollusca; Bivalvia; Ostreida; Ostreidae
Product: large ribosomal subunit protein mL43-like
Exons: 3
Coding region: 65-652 (195 amino acids)
Biological process (GO): mitochondrial translation
Cellular component (GO): mitochondrial large ribosomal subunit
Molecular function (GO): structural constituent of ribosome
Source: RefSeq, a predicted model, not a curated record